This is a messenger RNA of Amphibalanus amphitrite, 2802 nucleotides long. Its product is annotated as 4-hydroxy-2-oxoglutarate aldolase, mitochondrial-like. Gene Ontology annotation, biological process: N-acetylneuraminate catabolic process. The record is from RefSeq and is a predicted model, not a curated record. Gene Ontology annotation, molecular function: oxidoreductase activity, acting on NAD(P)H; N-acetylneuraminate lyase activity; 4-hydroxy-tetrahydrodipicolinate synthase activity. NCBI's taxonomy places the organism in Eukaryota, Metazoa, Arthropoda, Thecostraca, Balanomorpha, Balanidae. Gene Ontology annotation, cellular component: extracellular region. The transcript is spliced from 13 exons. The coding region runs from base 857 to 1903 and encodes 348 amino acids.
GACUCUCGAAUCUGCUUAGAAAGUCAUUUAGAGCGUAUGUGAUACCUGCUACCAAAUAUCUUACGCACUCAGUUUCUGCUUGGUGUUUCCAUGCCUUUUGAAUCGAUCAAGAAAAUGUCACUGCUCAGAGGUUGAAGCUAAACACACAGAAGAACCAUGUUUGCUAGAAGAUUUUUGGCUGCCUCAUCAGUUAUGCAGAGGCAGUUUGUGAGGAGUAUAAGCAAGUCAGUGCGGCUUCAUCAGCUGGACCUUAAAGGCAUUUAUCCACCAAUUUGCACACCCUUCACAGAUGAUGGCAAAUUUGACAUUAACUAUGAAAAACUUGCAGAAAACAUGAAGGUCUAUCAGCAAUCACCACUUAGAGGAUACCUGGUGCAGGGCAGUAACGGCGAAUACAUCUACCUGACCCCCUCUGAGCGUGUGGAGCUGGUACGCCGGGUCCGCCCCCUGGUCACGGACGGUCGACUGCUCCUGGCCGGCUCGGGAUGCGAGUCGACUGCGGAAACCGUGGAGCUGUCGCAGCAGAUGGCAGAGGCCGGCGCUGAUGCGCUUGUCGUUGUUACGCCCUGCUACUACAAGGCGUCGAUGAACGACGCGGCGAUGGUUGCCCACUACACUGCAGUGGCCGAUGCCAGCCCCGUGCCUGUGAUUCUAUACAGCGUGCCCGCCAACACGGGUAUAAAUCUGAGCGUGGAGGCGGUCACUCAACUGGCGCCGCACCCCAACAUCAUCGGCAUAAAGGAUAGCCUAGGAGAUAUCAGCAAGCUGGCUCAGCUAGUGGAGACCACCAAAGACGAACAGUUCCAGGUGCUAGCCGGCUCGGCUGGGUUCCUGCUGCCGGCUCUGCUAGUCGGUCAUGACUCCACGUGUGUUGGUGGUGGGCGGCGGACUGACGUCCGCAGUGACGUCAUCCCUGCUCCGAGAGGAGCUGGGCAGCAGAUGUCAACUGACGGUGUGGGAUAAGGCACGGGGCGCAGGCGGUCGUAUGUCGACCUCCCGCGGCCCAGAGGGCUGUGGCACCGUGGACCUUGGAGCACAGUACAUCACUGUGACACCACAGUUCCAGCAGCUUCACAACAAAUUCUACUCCGAGCUACAGUUAGCAGGCCUGUUGGCGCCUCUGACAACCACCGUACAGGGUCUCCGCCCGGCGCCGGCCGGUAGCCAACACCUGGUCACUCCCCGUGGUACCAGCGCCCUAGUGAAACACUUCUUCAGCAGGGCCGAGGUCACACCAGAGUUUAAUCAACGGGUGACUGAGGUGUCAACAGAUGGCGCGCAGUGCGUCGUUACCACGGAAACCGGCCGGACUGAGUCGUUUGACGCCAUUCUUCUCACAAUGCCGCCGCCGCAAAUUCUCGAGCUUGGAGGAACGCUGAAGAAGGAUAUCGAGUCAAACCCCGCACUAUCUUCUGGCCUCCGCUCGGUUCGGUUCAGCUCCCGGUAUGCCCUGGGUCUGUUCUUUGGCGCCGGGGGAGGCCCGAAGGUGGACUGGGGUGCCAAGUAUGUAUCGGACCACCCCGUGGUGCGGUAUGUGGCAGUGGAUAACGUCAAACGCGGACAAGCCUCCGGUCCCAGUUCGGUGGUGGUCCACACCAGCGUCCAGUUCGGGGAGGAGCACGUCGAGAAGACGCCCGCCGAGGUGCAGCCAAUCCUGGAGCGCCACGUCACAGAGCUGUUCCCUGAUUGGCCGGCGCCCACCUCGGUCAAAUGCCAGAAGUGGCGCUAUUCGCAGGUGACGGAGCCGUUCCCGGGCCGUCCCGGCCACGUGGUGCUCAGUGAGCAGCCCCUGGUAGUGGCCGCCGGUGAUGUGUUCAACCGCUCCAACAUGGACGGGUGUCUGGAGUCGGCUACCGGAGCGGCCCGGCUCCUGGUGGAGAAGCUACGUCAGAAGGAGGCGUAACCACCGACCCAGGAGCCACUAGCAGUACCACAGACGGAGUCGGAGCGAGUUGGCGAGCGGAAAACAGACACCAUAGCGGUUAGUCCUUAGUCUUUUCUCGGAAUCUGGCUCAGAUGAGGGAUUGUUUGCGGUGAUGGUCUUCAAAUUAGACAGCCUGCAAUUAUGCGAGUCUACGGAUUAGUCUACGGAUCAGAGAGUCUAAAUAUCUGUAGUCUACAGUGAAGUGCCGCGGUGGUGAUAAAUUGACCAGAGACUUUACGAAUAUACCGAAUGGUAUAGUGGUAGGGUAGAGUGAACUCGUUUUAGGGAUUGGGUAUUUUUACAUUUGUUUCGAUGUGUCCCUUUGUAGUGUAUUGAAGGAUUCGCAAUGGGGCAUGGAAGGAACAAUUAAAAUACUUAUCUGUUUCGAAAAAUUAGGGUGACUUUUUGUGAAUCUACUAGUAAUUUGAUGAGUGGGAUGCAAUUGAUAUCUGUCACCGGCACAGAGUAUGUUAAACUCACAUGUGCUCAACUCAGGACUUUUGACUUAAGUCAGACUGAACACAGAGGGCACUUCGUAGUUCCGGUUUGAAACGUGACUGCUGCUACAUAUUUACAUAACUCACUACAGUAUGGCAGCAACUCCAGUCAUACAUGAAAAUAUGUUAGUUGUAAAUCUGUUAGUGCCUAUGUAAUAAGUGCUGUUCAGCCAGAACAUCUCAACAUCUGCUUUUACUGCACAACCAGUGUGAUCCGGCGUUAAUUUGGUAAUACCUAUGCUGCCGUGAAAAGGAAAUCGAUAUCGUAGGUGACAUUUUUAACAUUUUACAAGAGAGCCGUUCUUAUGUUCUGGUUAGUUUUAGUACCCUUGCGGACACUUGCGUUGCUUGAAUUGGGAUAAUAUAAGAGGUCGUCACGGU